AUGUUCGGAGUUUGUCAUGUUUUUAUUCUGAACAGAGACAGUACCGACUCAGUCAAAACUCUAAAUAAGUAAUUGCGUCAAAAAAAAACAACACGAGUUAAAUAUCUCCUCAGAAGGCAUUUCAACAAAAGACCGUUGCGGUUCUUUCGAUAUGUAGACGAUUACUUUUGCCUAGCUGCAUCCUAACCAAUCGUAGACAGGCGGCUUCCUAAUCAACCAAGAAUCAUUCAUUAUUUCAAAACUCUUUCUUGAACCUUAAUUUUCACCUCGUACUUCCGUGAUAUCCUAUUUUUAUUUCUGUUUACGGUACUUGAUUAACAAUACUGUAUGUUUUUCAUAGCGUAUUAAUCUCUGGAGGCAACCGGGUUUUGCAAAAACAACAAUCUACCUGCUCUGUUAUAUAUAUUUUUCACAUCUGUAAAAUCAAGCUGUAAUGUCAAAUAACAUUACUAAACAUUUUUUGUAUUUUGCUUUUGGGAGCAACUUGCUUAAGGACAGACUGCAACUGAAUAAUCCGUCCGCAGAGUUUUACUGCAAGGGCAGGAUAAAGGAUUACACUUUGAAAUUUGGAAACUGGAAGGGGAUUGAGAAUUCUUGGCAUGGUGGUGUUGCCACUAUCACGGAAAGUCUGGGAGAUGAAGUGUGGGGAGUUGUCUGGAAAAUGAACAUAAGUGAUCUACAGAGUUUAGAUAAGCAAGAAUCUGUAGAAAUGGGAAUGUACAGUCCCUUGGAGGUUACAGUGGAAACAGAAGAAGGUGAACUCAGCUGUCGAACCUAUAAGAUGAAUGAAUGUGUUGUUACUGCUACUUCGCCUCAGUAUAAACAGGUUUUCUGUUUAGGAGCCAAACAGAACAGUCUGCCAGUCGAAUAUAUAAAGAAGCUGGAGGCUGUUGAAACCAACAACUAUAGUGGACCUACCCCACUGAAUCAAAUUGGGAAUGUUAUGAAAUAAGGUGUCAAGAUAAAAGAUAAAAACACAUAUUAUAGGGUUAUAGGACAGUGAACAGCUGUGUAUGUGGGUAAGCAGUGUGGAGCAGUGUGGAGUAGUGGUUAGGGCUCUGGGCUCUUGACCGGAGGGUUGUGGGUUCAAUCCCCAGUGGGGGACACUGCUGUUGUACCCUUGAGCAAGGUACUUUACCUAGAUUGCUCCAGUAAAAACCCAACUGUAUAAAUGGGUAAUUGUAUGUAAAAAU
Molecule: messenger RNA, 1193 nt
Organism: Acipenser ruthenus (sterlet)
Lineage: Eukaryota; Metazoa; Chordata; Actinopteri; Acipenseriformes; Acipenseridae
Product: gamma-glutamylcyclotransferase-like
Exons: 4
Coding region: 434-952 (172 amino acids)
Molecular function (GO): gamma-glutamylcyclotransferase activity
Source: RefSeq, a predicted model, not a curated record